CAUAUAUUUUUUUUUUGGCAAUUAAAAUUAAUACAUUUACAUCUAAUGCAAUAAACCAUAAAUUAAAUUGCUUCUACUAUAAAAAGAGCCACACUAGACCCUAUUUGUUUUCUCAUCAACAAAAUACCAUGGCUCAAAAUUCCACAUUGGAGAAACCCUCAAGGGGUGGUUGGAAAUCUGCCAUUUUCAUCAUAUUUGUGGAGGUGGCGGAGAGAUUUGCGUACUAUGGAGUGGCCGGAAACCUGUUCAUGUACCUGACCAAAGUGCUCGGCCAGCCCACCGCCACCGCCGCCAAGAAUGUUAACACGUGGCAAGGCGUCUCCGCCAUCUUCCCGGUGGUCGGCGGCUUCCUCGCCGACUCAUACGUCGGCAGAUACAAGACUAUCCUCUUCUCUUCCGUCGUUUACCUCAUUGGCCUAAUUUUGCUGACGGUAGCAGUGUCUGCGGUUCCUCUCCAACUCCGCCAUACAGUUUUCUUCGUAGCUCUAUACAUUCUCUCCAUCGGCGAAGGUGGCCACAAGCCCUGCGUUCAGACGUUCGCCGCCGAUCAAUUCGACGAGAGCAUCCCCAGCGAGAAGUUGGCCAAGAGCUCCUUCUUCAACUGGUGGUACGUCGGGAUCGUGUGCGGCGCCACGGCGGCGGUUCUCGUGGUCAUCUACGUAGAGGACUAUGUCGGCUGGAGCGUAGGCUUCGGGAUGCUGGCGGCCGCCGUCGCCGCCGCCCUCGUGGUGUUUCUGAUCGGGAGUUGGGGAUACCGCCGCCAGGCUCCGGUGGGGAGCCCGUUCACGAGGGUGGCGCAGGUGGUGGUCGCCGCCUUCAGGAAGCGGCGGUUGUCUGAGAGGGAGGCGCGUGGCGUAUGCAGUGAAGAUGAGGGUUUGGUUGGCGGUGGCGCAGGGGUUCGAGCUUUGUCUCGUACUAGCCAGUUCAGGUUCCUAGACAAAGCAAUGAUGAUAGACGAAAAAGACGCAACAAGCAACGAGAAAAGAAACCCGUGGAGGCUUUGCUCCGUAAACCAAGUCGAAGAAGCAAAGCUAGUCCUCCAACUCGUCCCCAUCUGGCUGAGCUGCCUAAUGUUCGCGGUGGUCAUAGCCCAACUCGGUACGUACUUCACCAAACAAGGCUCCACGUUGAACCGAACCAUCACCCCGAAAUUCCAAAUCCCACCCGCAUCCUUUCAAGUAAUCACGGGCCUCACAAUCCUCAUCUCCGUCCUCCUCUACGAACGGGCCCUCAUUCCCUUAUCACGGGCCCUCACGGGCCGCCAGUCCGGGAUAACCGUCCUCCAGCGGAUCGGGACAGGGCUAGCCUUCUCGAUCCUGACGAUGGCGGUCGCAGCAUUGGUGGAGUCGAGAAGGGUUUCCGUUGCCGUAGAGAACGGGCUUUUGGACCGGCCAAGGUCGAUUGUUCCGAUGGCGGUGUGGUGGUUGGUCCCGCAGUACGUGCUAUGCGGGCUUUCUGACGUGUUCACGGUGGUGGGGUUGCAGGAGUUGUUCUACGAGCAGAUGCCGGUGGGGAUGAGGAGCGUCGGGGCGGCGGCGUACAUUACGGUGACGGGCGUGGGGAGUUUUUUGAGUAGUGGUUUGAUAAGUGUUGUGCAAUGGAUUAGCGGCGUUAGCGGCGGCGGGGGUGAGUGGCUCGGGGAUAAUAUCAAUCGGGCCGGGCUCGAGUAUUUUUAUUGGGUUUUGGCGGGAAUGAGUGUUGUCAAUUUGUGUGUGUAUGUUUGUGUUGCCAAGAGGUUUGUUUAUAAGAGGGUUGAAGUUGAUGGAGGUGGUACUCCUCCAUUGUAGUGAUGUAGAAGAAAUGUGUGUUUAUUGAUCUAAGCAUGGUGUUUAUUAUUAAGUUUUUUUUA
Molecule: messenger RNA, 1849 nt
Organism: Erythranthe guttata (spotted monkey flower)
Lineage: Eukaryota; Viridiplantae; Streptophyta; Magnoliopsida; Lamiales; Phrymaceae
Product: Major facilitator superfamily protein
Biological process (GO): transmembrane transport; oligopeptide transport
Cellular component (GO): membrane
Molecular function (GO): transmembrane transporter activity
Source: RefSeq, a predicted model, not a curated record